AUGGCGGGAAGGCUUUUGACCCUGCUGUCGAUAGCCUUCGUGGUCGGCAAUGUGGCGCAGGAUGAGUCGUUGGCGAGGCAGCUAGCCGAGGAUGCCGCUAUUUCAGUGACCGAGGAGGUUACCCACAAACAGGGUCUUGCCAUUCUCUGGCAAUCCCUCGAGAAGGUACCAUGGAAGCACAUGAUGCUAACCUUGGCGGGCACGGUUUCGAUUGCCCCGAUGGUUAUACUUCUCGUCGUGGCCGUGGUAUUGUGCCGCGAAGCUCACAAGAUCCGAUCCUCCUUGAAAGAGUCCAAGAAGACGGGCGCACUCGUCAUUUCACCCUAUGCCGCGCACUCCGAAGCCGCUCCAAAGGUGACUUCGACAGUCGUCCAGCUGGUCCGUUUGGUUCGUAUAUGCGUGCCCUCGAUAUGGACGGAGCAAGCUUUUUGGCUAUGCUCAGCCGUCCUGCUUUCUUUGUUGUACGGACUGCUCUCUUGCUUAGUUCCCAGUGUCCUUGUUCGCCCGCUUUGGACGAUGGUCAAAGCAGACCUACCCGCGGCAUUUAGGGCUUUCGUGGCCAUCAUGCUCGGUUACAAUGCUGCCAUCGCGAUCGUGAAGGCGGCGAUGAACUUCAGCGGCAUGCGAGCAAUGAUCGCGUUCCGCCGCGCGCUGACGGAGCAUCACCAUGCAGCCUACAUGAGCCGAGAAGGACGGCUCUACUACACAAUUGGUAAUCUGGAUUACCGGAUAGACACGCCUGAUGCCAUCAUCACCAACGACACCGACCUGCUUCUGCAGUUCCUGUUCGAGUUUGUCUUCGGGGGGAUCAUGAAGCCUGAGUCAGGUUCCUUCUGCCAGCUCUUUUUCCUCGUCUUCACAGUGGCCGUGGCCUACUUCGAAGCCGAGGAUGGUGCCCCCGGAUGGGGGAUUCCUUCGAUUGGCAUUGCUUUCGCGGUAGUGAUCGUGUCCUUGGUUCCGACUCUUUGCGCAGCCGAUGGUCUCACGAAGGCCCAAACGGAGGUUCAGGCAGCCGAGGCGGCGUUACGCUCGGCCCAUGCCAAAUGCCGGCUUUUUGCGGAGUCUAUUUGUUUCUACGGCGGAGAGGACAGCGAGAAAGAGAGAAUCGACAAUCUCUACGAUGCCGUCCGAAAUGGCUUCCACCGCUUUGCAAAGUACAAGCUAUUGGUGGAUCUUAGCCAACUCGCCUUCUACUUCGGUCUGGCUCCCAUCUCGAUGACGAUGGCGGCCUUCAUCGUGCGGAAAGGCAAUUGGACGCAGGACUCCGAGACGACGUUUUAUGUGCUCAACCUCACUUUUCUGCGAAUCAUCCGCUGCUGCUUGGAGAUGGCGAAGAGCGUCGUUGACCUGGCAAAGGCUCAGGCCAUGCUUCAGCGGGUGGUACAGCUCUUAGAGGUCAUGGAUGCCUUCAUCGUCUUCGAGAGUCAUCGCAAGGAGCAGGGUGCUUUGAGUCGGGCAGACGGGUUCCUCAUCGACGAGGAGGAGGUUCUCUGCUGCUUGUCCUACUACCGUGUGCAGCAGCUGCACUGUGGCGCUGUCGUGCCGCUUACACACGCCGAUCACGUGGGCUUCGAGCACGUGGACAUCUACACUCCCGAUGGCAUGAGGUGCUUGAUGCGGGACAUCAGCUUGCGGAUGGAUCCCGGAGAGAGUUGCUUGAUCAUGGGACCCAGUGGCAUCGGCAAGUCCUCGCUGCUCAGGGUGCUGGGGCAGCUUUGGCCGCUGUUCCGAAGCCCAGCAGACAAAGGCGAUGAUGCAUCGUUUAGUCGUCCCGGACCUUUCUCUGUAUUUUUUCUGGCCCAGCGUCCAUACCUCUUCCAGGGGACGCUCCGUGAGCAGGUGGCCUACCCUAUUUGGGACACGUCCCUGCUCACCGAUCUGUCCGACGAGAAGAUGGAAAAGCUUUUCAUGGAGAGUGGGCUCGAGGACGUUUGGGAAGCGAGGAGGGAUGAACUGGACGCCCCUGGCAUUUGGUGGGACGAUGUCCUGUCGCUGGGGGAGCAGCAGCGACUGCAAUUCUGCAGGCUCUUCUGGCAUGCAGAGUGGCACCCCGGCUGGAACGUGAAUGAGCUUACCCUAAACCCUAAACCCUAA
Symbiodinium sp. CCMP2592 is the source of this 2094-nucleotide messenger RNA. Lineage: Eukaryota; Dinophyceae; Suessiales; Symbiodiniaceae. The record is from the annotation of a GenBank genome assembly.